AUGCCUCAUGGCGCAAAACGAAAACGCGAUCCUGAUGACUACGCUGAUCCGGUAAUGGCAUCCUCUGCCGGCGAAAGCGGAUUUGGAAUUGGCCAGACAUUGUCACUAUUACAUGAAUCGGCUCCCUCCCCCUCCAGCACAGUCGAGGAAGAAUCAAUAAGAGCGGAAACGACGCACAAUGGGAUAUCUCACAAGAAGCGACGGAGGGGCGAAAAUGGAGAAAAGACAAAGUAUCCCACCUUGACGUACGUGGAGGGCAAGUUGCAAUCUUCGAUUCGCAUUGCGGAUUUACAAAAUGGAGUUGCGCCUCAAUGGAUCUCGAUGAAACAUUCUGGGCACGUCAGGAAGAUUGUCGUUCUUAUGGUCCCAGGAUUAGAAAUUGGCAUGUUCGACGGGUCGAUACCUUUAAGUGGCACCGCGGAAGCUACGAAAGUUGAAUCAGGCAAGGCGGAGGGUGAAAAAGAUACCCAUGACGAAGAUUUUGAACGAUGGAAGAAAGGUCUACCGCUCCCAGACAGAUCUUCUCGAUUCAACCCCAGAAGCCUGAAGCGGGAAGAUUUACCCGGGCCUCUCCAGGAGUUGGCCGACAUGUUCCCUCAUAUAUGGCCAGUCAAAGCACCUGGGGACACAAAAUAUAACAAAGUUCACUCUCCACUACAGGCGAUACUACUAUCCCAGCUACCGAAGACACAAGAAGAGGCCAAAAUCAAAGGCCCUCGACCGCCACGAAACGAAAAACAUUUUGUAUCCAAACGAACACCCGUCACUGCAUUCAUUACUCCGAAACUUGAAUUACGUGAAAAUGACUAUGUCCUGCAUCCAGUAUACUUCAAGACUGAGCCCGAGCAAGCGGCAGAACAGAGGAUACGAGAACAUUCCGGCACAACAGCCGAGCAUGGCUGGGUAGAUACAAAGGUUGAGUCACUGGCUGAUGGGGAACCUCCCGAAUCUGAAGUGCAGAAAGGAAGCAUAACCGCUGGCCGGGAAGUGCUGGCUCUCGAUUGUGAAAUGUGUAUUACCGAAGGUGGAAAGUCAGAACUCACCCGUAUCAGUUUGGUCAACUGGGACGGCGAGGUCAUUUUAGAUAAACUCGUCAAGCCGGACUUGCCAAUCAUCAAUUAUUUGACACAAUUCUCGGGUAUUACGAAAGAAAUGUUGGAUCCUGUCACAACAACACUCGCAGAUAUACAGAAAGAACUUUUGGAGCUACUCACACCGCGAACGAUACUUGUUGGACAUUCUCUGAACUCCGACCUCACUGCGUUAAAAUUAACGCAUCCAUUUAUUAUUGAUACCGCAAUCAUAUAUCCACAUCCCCGUGGACCUCCGUUGAAGAGUUCCCUGAAAUGGCUCUGUCAGAAAUAUCUCGGCAAAGAAAUCCAAAAGGGUCAAACAGGUCAUGAUUCCAUCGAAGACGCUCGCGCAGUUCUCGAACUCGUGAAACAAAAAUGCGAAAAGGGUGAGCGAUGGGGUACCUCCGACGCGAACACGGAAAGUAUCUUCCGCCGCUUAGGGCGAGCAGUCAAAUCCGGUAAACCACAGGGCCGAACUGGCGCGAUUAUUGAUUGGGGUAGUCCCGAGCGAGGGUUUGGUGCUCAGGCUACUGUCGCGAUUGGUUGCGACAAUGAUGAUCAAGUCGUCGAUGGAGUCAGACUUGCCGUCCGUGGCGAUGAAUCAAAUAUGAGUAUACCCGCUGAUGGGGUCGAUUUUGCUUGGGCGCGUCUCAGGGAACUCGAGGUUGCAAGGGGAUGGUGUAAUCGUCGCCCGGAUCCGAAUAAUGCCAACGUUUCUACCGUUAUAGCGCCUCCUGCUGAAGAGAUAAUACCUUUGGCCGAUACGACAAUGGACGAUAAAUCACUAGCAUUGAUAGUUUCCACGGCAGUCCGUAACAUCAAACGAAUCUAUGACUCCCUGCCGUCCUGUACACUCUUCAUCGUGUAUUCGGGCACCGGCGAUCCACGGGAAGUGUCCCGUUUACAUGCCAUGCACAAAACCUAUCGGGAAGAAUAUAAUAGCGCCCGCAAGAAGUGGGAUGAGUUGACCGUUCAAUGGACCGAUAGAGAAGAGCAGAUGUUGAAGAAGGCUUGUGAAAGGGCGAGGGAAGGCUGUGGGUUUAUGUGUGUUAAAUAG
Talaromyces stipitatus ATCC 10500 is the source of this 2130-nucleotide messenger RNA. Its product is annotated as exonuclease, putative. Lineage: Eukaryota; Fungi; Ascomycota; Eurotiomycetes; Eurotiales; Trichocomaceae. The record is from RefSeq and is a predicted model, not a curated record. Bases 1 to 2130 code for a protein of 709 amino acids. Gene Ontology annotation, molecular function: exonuclease activity; nucleic acid binding. The transcript is spliced from 2 exons. Gene Ontology annotation, cellular component: nucleus.